AUGAAUAAACAAUCUGCUGUUCUUCAUAACACCAUUGUGUCAUGGCCUUUAUUGCCCGUAGGAACUUCAGAAGCUUCACGAACUCCGCCGCAAACAUUUCAGACUUUGAUAUCAUUGUUAAAUACACCUGACAAGAGACAAAGGCAUCCUAACAUGUGUUUUGUUCCUUUUUCACGUGAAAGGUAUAUCCAAAAAGUUUUCAUAGUAUGUGCAUUUGAUAGAACAAUCGAAGAAUUGAUAAAAGAUAUAGGAGAGGAACUUGCUAAAGAGGUGCUAACUAUACGAGACAAUAAUCCUGAUGUGUGGACAACAAGCUUGGAGAAUGAAAAUUUUAAAAGCCAUGCCCAAGAUAAAACAUCAGAUGUUGGGGAAGAAUUUUUUAUAUUAUAUUGUGAAAAAAUUUUCAUUGAAUUGUGCGCAGACAUUAAUAUUUAUGACUUUAUUAAUGAUGUUACUGACAACUUUUUAUCUUAG
Cetraspora pellucida is the source of this 474-nucleotide messenger RNA. The record is from the annotation of a GenBank genome assembly. Lineage: Eukaryota; Fungi; Glomeromycota; Glomeromycetes; Diversisporales; Gigasporaceae.